Molecule: messenger RNA, 2392 nt
Organism: Physella acuta
Lineage: Eukaryota; Metazoa; Mollusca; Gastropoda; Physidae
Biological process (GO): protein phosphorylation
Molecular function (GO): ATP binding; protein kinase activity
Source: RefSeq, a predicted model, not a curated record
CGACGCAGAUAUCCGCAACUUUAAAAGAUCCAUCGAUUGCUAUGUAAAGAUUGUUCUUCUCUCUCACAACAAUCAGGCACCAACCCUAGAUGAAUUAAUGAAAUAUACAACAGAAAUAAUGGCGGAAUAUUCUAGCUUGGAAGCGUUUGAACAAUUGCCGUUUUUUAUUUACCAAAAAGCUUUGAAAAUGAUAGACACUGUGAUUUGUGCACAUUAUAUAGAUAAACAUUUGACUUUUUUCCAAACACUUCAUGAACACAAGUAUCCAGAAUUAUGCAUGAAGUAUGUAAUAGAAGAAGAACUUCUGAACACCACCUCGCAAAGAUUUUCACUUUCCUUAAUACGAGACAUGUUAAAUAUUUACUGGAAUGGCUGCUUGUUCUCUGCUGAAUUUUCAUUGCGCUUGGCUGAGUGUAAUAUUGUCAUGGUACUAACAGACUAUCUGGUCACACACAAGAAUAUAGAGUGUUCACAAACUCAUUAUAUAACAAACGGAUUGAUCUAUAUUUUAUAUAAUAUCGCAAUCAAGAAAGACGCUCUUCAAUACUUUAACAAUAAAGACAUAGUAAAGGCGAUUUUGAACUUCAACUUUAAACAACAAAGGACAUUACUGGUUUCAAAGUUGCUACUUUUGCAAAUCGGUAAUUUACAAAGUGAGACCCGCGGAGAAAUAAAGCGGUUUUUGCUAGAUGGAAUAACUAAAGCCGCGGAAGCGGAAGACAGAAUACAUCAAACAUUUAAGCUGUAUGCCUUACUUCAAGGAUUGUCAAGAUAUACCAUUACUGAAGAGGAAUGGGAUGAGAUUAUUCCUAUCAUUCCACGUUUAAAAACUAUACUGGCGCAUGAGGACCCCCAAGAACAGGAACAAGCAACGGAGUUGUUGAAGCGGUUGAGUAUAAAUAAAGAUGCGAGUGAGAAAAUUAUUACUGACGAAACUUUUAAUGACAUUUUAAAUAGACUAAUGUUCAGUGAUAAUAAGGACCUUUCGCAAAAUGCAAACUCAGUAUUUUGGAGAACUGGAAGGGUGACGGGAAUUUUGCCAUCAAAAACAGAUAUUAUAUUUUCUGACGACUUCCCUAAACAUUUCGAAAUAAGAUCAACAAUGAUAGGCAAGGGUGCCUUUGGCAGAGUCUUUAAGGUAGUUGACAUGCAUAAUCCAGAUGAAGAAAAGUUUGUUGCAAAGAAAAUAGAACCGACUUCAACAGAAACACUGGAAAUAUGUAUAAAGGAGACAAAAUUUCUAUUAAAAGCAAAACAUGAAAGAAUUGUUCAGUUCCACGGUUUUCAAAAAACAAAGGAUGCAUUCUAUAUAUUCCUAGAAUAUUUGAAAAACGGCACUCUGGAAGCGUAUAUUUCCAGAAGAGGAAAUUUAAACGAAGAAGUGACUCGGCACUUUACUGUUCAAAUUCUGGAAGGGGUUGAUUAUUUACAUGAAAACAACAUUCUUCACAGAGAUAUUAAAGGAUGCAAUAUCCUUAUGGCAGAUGAUAUGAACAUCAAGCUAACUGACUUUGGUAUAUCAGAAUUUAUCGACGGGAAAGGACUACCCACAGAAAGAGGAACAGUUAGAUACAUGGCUCCAGAAGUUGUUUUUACAGAUGGAAACGUUUUAAAAUACUACACCAGCAGAUCUGAUAUAUGGAGUGUCGGCUGCACUGUUAUAGAAAUGUUGACGGGGAAACCACCAAACUCUUCCAUGAUGUCAGCUCAGGUUGUGUAUAGAAUUGCAACGGGAGAGCCGCUACAUUUUAAACUACCGCCAUCAUCAUCAGUUUACUUACGAGAGUUUUUAGACAAAGUUUUACACAGAGAACCUAAAGAAAGACCAACAGCUGACUGGCUGCUGAAUAACGACCCGUUUAUUAUUACAGUCUACAGAGGCGAUGAUAAUCAGGGUCCAUCAAUUAAAAAAAGACGGUUGGAAUAAAAGAUCUAUAUUUACAAUGGCAUGCAUCAUGUGAGUGUUUUACUAGUGUGUGAAGAUAAACAACUAGGAUAGUUUGCUUAUUUAAUUUCUAUCUUUUACACUAUUUCAUGUCAUCAGUAAUACGCGUAUCGGUAUGUCCGCGGCAAAGACUGGGAUCCACACGACAAGAAGUUUAUUUUGCGUUACACAUGUAGUUGUAUAUAGACUACAAUGGCUUAUGCUGUGUGAUUUUGACUUUACGGUCCUAGAUGUGUAAAUAGGUUUAUAUACAAGCAAUCAAUUGUAAAAACAUGAGUACAAUAUCUUCCAAGUUGAACGUUAUAACAUUGAUUUGAACUAGACAUUUUUUAAUAACAAAAAUAUUUUUUUAAAGAGAUGUAUACAUGUACAAAUACAUUCAUUUUUUUAAAAGUACAUUUAUACAUGCAGUCCGAAUCAUUUUAUUUUUUAUUUAGGGGGAGGGAU